Gastrolobium bilobum is the source of this 1593-nucleotide messenger RNA. RefSeq lists its product as uncharacterized. NCBI's taxonomy places the organism in Eukaryota, Viridiplantae, Streptophyta, Magnoliopsida, Fabales, Fabaceae. The coding region runs from base 1 to 1593 and encodes 530 amino acids. Gene Ontology annotation, cellular component: cytoplasm. The transcript is spliced from 15 exons. Gene Ontology annotation, molecular function: exopolyphosphatase activity. The record is from RefSeq and is a predicted model, not a curated record.
AUGAGGUCUGCUGGAGCAUUUGUCCCAAACCACCAGGAACAAUUCAUUCGUACUAGAGAGAAUUCUUACUUUGAUGGCCUUCUAAGAGCUGAUAUUGGUGAAACCACACCCAAAAAGUUUGUCUCAGAUAUGUCUGAAGAGGUUAUGGACUUCCCACAGGAGAAUUCAGCAGCCUCAGGUUUCAACUAUGAGUCCUUAGAACAUUCUUCAUCUGAGACCUGGUUAAAGACCAGCAAAGAUGCUCCAUUUAUACAAUUAGAUAUUCAGUCUGAGCUGAUUGAACUGGCUAAUCCAAAACAUCUUGGAAAUGGCUGUAACCCUAAGAUUCCUGAAACUGAUGAAGAGCAUCAGGCCUUACAAUCUCCUGCAAUAUCCAAUACAGAAAAGACAUACAUUGUCACUAGAAGAAAAGAAAAGCAAUCAAAUAUUCUACUUCCACUAUCUGCAGCUUCAUACUAUAACGGAGUAUCACCAGAAAUGGAAAUUGUUGAAUCAUGUAAAAGCAUUGACAAGCUGAAUGCAUAUUUGAGAGCAAGAAAGGGUGAUGUCAAUGCUGGUGUACCUGGGAAAUUCUUACAUGCUGUAAUGGGUUCAGAUGAUGCUGACGUGGGAACUGUGGCUUCAACCAUCAUGUAUGCCUUCUACCUGAAUGCAACUUUACAAAGCCAGCAAUUCUGCACAGUACCAAUUAUCAACAUUAACCGGGCAAAUCUUGGUUCCAAUGUUGAACUCAAGUGGUUGCUUGAUUCAUGUCAAAUUGAUCAAUCAUCCUUAAUUUUUGCAGAUGAGGUUAGUUUUACGACACUCAAUUUUACCAUCCUUAGAGUGUUUGUUUCUGUGUUGGACAGAUUCAAGGCGAUUGAUCUGUCAUAUUAUGAUCUAUUUGGCAGUCUUCGGAUUGUACUGUUGAAGAGCAGCAGGAUUGCCAAUAAGCAAGAGAAAUUGAAGCAGGAUGUGGUUGAAAUUUUUCACUGCAAAAAGGGUGAGACAAUAUACCCAUGGGUCAAAACUGUCACAACAGGAGAGGAAAGUUCUUGUUGUACUGCCAUAGCUGAGAAAUUUGCAACGUGUUCGCCUGAAAUUUUGGCUAGCAAAUCAUUCAGUAAACUUCUGUUAGCUGGCAUCCUUUUGGAUACUGCGAAUCUAAGGGACCCUCGUUGCACCUCCAAAGAUAAGUACAUGGCUUCAUUAUUGAUCAAUGGUGCUGGUCGUUAUGGAUGCAAUGGUCUUUACCAAUUAUUGAGGUACAAAAUGCAUGAUCUUUCCUCCCUGCAAGUAGCAGAUAUCUUGCGAAAGGAUUUUAAAAAGUGGACAGGACAAGUAUCAGAGAAACUUCGGGCACUUAUUAUCGUUUCGGGGUAUUACAAUGAGGAAAAGAACUUCAAGAGAGAAGUUUUAGUAUCUACGGAAUCUGUGAAGUUAUUGGAGAGUUUGCUCUUUUUCUUCGAUUUCAAUGCCUCCCGGCUGCCACUCAAAAAUUUACAUCUACCAGGUCUGAAAAAUGAGAUGAAAGCGUAUGAGAUUGAUAAGAUUACAUCAAGAAAAAUAGUAGAGCAUCUUAUAGAAGAGCUUGUUGGGAUAGCAAAAGCCUAA